GGCGGCGGCAGCGGCGGCGGUGGUGGCGGUGGCUGCGACGGUGAAGGAUGCACCCGGCAGGCUUGGCGGCGGCGGGGACGCCCCGGCAGCGUAAGUGGCCGUCCAAGCGGAGGAUCCCGGUGUCCCAGCCGGGCAUGGCCGACCCCCACCAGCUCUUCGAUGACACGAGUUCGGCCCAGAGCCGGGGCUACGGGGCCCAGCGGGCACCCGGCGGCCUGGGCUACCCUGCGCCUUCUGCCUCGCCCCAGGCUGCCUUCCUGGCGGAUCCUGUGUCCAACAUGGCCAUGGCCUACGGGAGCAGCCUGGCCGCCCAGGGCAAGGAGCUGGUAGAUAAGAAUAUUGACCGCUUCAUCCCCGUCACCAAGCUCAAGUACUACUUUGCUGUGGACACCAUGUAUGUGGGCAAAAAGCUGGGCCUGCUCUUCUUCCCCUACCUGCACCAGGACUGGGAAGUGCAGUACCAGCAGGACACACCAGUGGCCCCCCGCUUUGACAUCAACGCUCCUGACCUCUACAUUCCAGCUAUGGCUUUCAUCACUUAUGUCUUGGUGGCUGGCCUGGCGCUGGGGACCCAGGAUAGGUUCUCCCCAGACCUCCUCGGGCUGCAGGCAAGCUCUGCGUUGGCCUGGCUGACCUUGGAGGUGCUGGCCAUCCUGCUCAGUCUCUACCUGGUCACUGUUAACACUGACCUCACCACUCUCGAUCUGGUGGCCUUCUUGGGCUACAAAUAUGUUGGGAUGAUUGGCGGGGUCCUUAUGGGCUUGCUCUUUGGGAAGAUUGGCUACUACCUGGUGCUGGGCUGGUGCUGCGUGUCUAUCUUUGUGUUCAUGAUCCGGACGCUGCGGCUGAAGAUCCUGGCGGAGGCAGCGGCCGAGGGCGUCCCGGUGCGCGGGGCCCGGAACCAGCUGCGCAUGUACCUGACCAUGGCCGUGGCGGCGGCGCAGCCCCUGCUCAUGUACUGGCUCACCUUCCACCUGGUGCGGUGAGGGCGGCCCGGCCCGCGCCGCCAGCUGCUGCUCCGCGCGGCCGCCGCCGCCCCUCCGCCCGCCCGCGGGGACACCGGCGCCGCCCCGAUCCCGAGACGCCACCCCCCACCCCCUCCGGGCCGAGGUGCUGACAUGUCCAGCUGCACCGGCCGCCCCGCAGAGCGGCCGCUGUUCCGGAAACAAUAAACCGUGAUGGGCACGGC
Leptonychotes weddellii (Weddell seal) is the source of this 1189-nucleotide messenger RNA. RefSeq names its product Yip1 interacting factor homolog B, membrane trafficking protein (gene YIF1B). Lineage: Eukaryota; Metazoa; Chordata; Mammalia; Carnivora; Phocidae. The record is from RefSeq and is a predicted model, not a curated record. Gene Ontology annotation, cellular component: Golgi membrane; endoplasmic reticulum membrane; endoplasmic reticulum-Golgi intermediate compartment. Gene Ontology annotation, biological process: endoplasmic reticulum to Golgi vesicle-mediated transport.